Messenger RNA from Eimeria tenella, 420 nucleotides. RefSeq lists its product as uncharacterized. The record is from RefSeq and is a predicted model, not a curated record. Bases 1 to 420 code for a protein of 139 amino acids. The transcript has a single exon. NCBI's taxonomy places the organism in Eukaryota, Apicomplexa, Conoidasida, Eucoccidiorida, Eimeriidae.
AUGCAGCUCCGCCGGCCUCCCGCAGAGGCACCAGCACCGGCUCCGACCCGCCGCGCCGCUGCAGCAGCUCUUACCGCCCGGAACAGCAAAACCCGCACAAACACAACCGCAACCCGCACAGCAGCACCAGCCACGCCGCAGCAGCAGACGCGCCGCAGCAGCAGACGCGCCGCAGCAGCAGACGCGCCGCAGCAGCAGCACCUCGACACCCCCACGCGGAGGCUCUACAGCCCCUUUUCGACGCAGUUUGAAGAAGCGAAGCAGGUGGUUCCGCGCGCACCCCUCAUUGUAGAAGAAGCUGGCUGGAAAGAAGCCCAGAACUGCUCAGUGCCAGUGGCUCGGGAGGCGAACUGGAAAACCACUUGUCGCCGCCGCGGGGAGAUUAAAACCCUUUCGAAGCUUAAAUACAUGCAAAAUUAA